Molecule: messenger RNA, 954 nt
Organism: Cyprinus carpio (common carp)
Lineage: Eukaryota; Metazoa; Chordata; Actinopteri; Cypriniformes; Cyprinidae
Product: voltage-gated hydrogen channel 1-like
Biological process (GO): proton transmembrane transport
Cellular component (GO): plasma membrane
Molecular function (GO): voltage-gated proton channel activity
Source: RefSeq, a predicted model, not a curated record
UGUCACUUCCUUCAGGCUGCAUCCUGUGCAGAGGAUCACGUUCAUGUAGUAGAGGCGGUGUUUAGGGUCAAAGUUUGUUAACCCUAAAUUGUUGCUCUCAAAAAACUGCGAACAAAUGCUGGGUUAGCCGUUAGCAACAUUGUUUCAGCAACAAAACCGUGUUCAACUCAUGUGACCCCCGAGAAAAAUGUCCAGUUUUCUGAGGCAUUUCACAGCGGUGGGUGAUGAGCAAAACACCGCGGCACAGUUGCAGGACGAGGAUCCGCACGAUGCCCGUGGAGACCUUGAGCUGGCCACAGGACAGCACCUGGGACAGGUCAGCUUCAGGGACUCCCUACGCCGCCUCUACAGUACAGAGAGGUUCCAGAUUGUUGUUGUUUGCUUGGUCGUCUUGGAUGCCAUUUUUGUUCUGUGCGAGUUGCUUAUUGACUUGUCUAUCAUUCAAGCGGAUCAUCACAGAAUCGCUCCGCAGGUAUUCCACUAUCUCAGCCUCGCCCUUCUCACAUUCUUCAUGGUGGAGCUGUCUGGAAAAAUCUAUGCCUAUCGUUUAGAAUUCCUCCACCAUAAGUUUGAGGUGUUUGAUGCGAUUGUGGUGGUGGUAUCCUUCAUCCUGGAAAUUGUAUAUAUCUCAAAGGAAGAUGCAUUUGAUGCCAUGGGGCUUCUGAUCUUGCUCAGGUUGUGGAGAGUGGCCAGGAUCAUAAAUGGUAUCAUUUUGUCUGUGAAAAAUCGUGCCCAUCACAAAGUUCAGAAAAUAAAGGAGAUCAAUGAAAAACUUGUUCAUCAAGUCAAUGAACUUCAAGAGCGGAACACAAAAAUGGAUCAAGAAAAUGCAAAGCUCCGUGCAAUCUUAAAACAGCACUGCAUUGAAUUUUGAUGCUCCAAGGAAUAAAACGGGAAAUCUCAACUACACAAGUUAUAUAUACUGGAAUAUUAAACUUGCUUCAAUAGAUUGUA